AGCCUUCCCUUUAUCCAGAAACAUAUCCGAACGAAGUCGCGGUCUCAGAUCGAUGCAUUUGCGACUCAUGCAUGGCGCUACUUCAAAUUGUACAUCCCCACUGGUUCUGUCGAGAUUACCCUCACAAAACGCUACACUCAUCGGACGGGGAAAACCGAGCUUUGUGUACUAGCCACCCGGGAUCUCUAUCCUGGGGAUUAUAUUGAGCAGCUCGAAGGUUCACUUGCGCGUUUGACCUCCGCAGAAGAUGCUGAGCUCAGCAAAUCCAAAAACAAUGGCCUUGGGAGCCGGAAGGAUUUUUCUGUGGUUCAAAUUAUGGGCGGGAACAGCAGCAUGCUUUUCCUCGGUCCGGCACGAUUUGUCAAUCACGACUGUAAUCCUAACUGCGAACUCGAGAGGAAGGAUAAAGUCAUGCGGUUUAAGGUACGGCGCUUGAUCAAAGCGCCGGAAGAGAUCACUUGCUUCUAUGCGGAUGACUAUUUCGGGCCCGGGAACUGCGAAUGCCUGUGUGAAACAUGUCAGAUUGCGGGUGUGGGAGGUUUUGCGCCCGACGCAUUCAGUGAGGGGUCCGAAUUAAAGACUAGAAAGAACGACGGAGUUGAGGACGAGGAUGAAUCCAACUCCGAGCUAGUGAAUAUAUCAUUGGUUUUCAUCAUUCGUUCUCUAAUUUAUCUUUCUUAG
Messenger RNA from Cantharellus anzutake, 681 nucleotides. RefSeq lists its product as uncharacterized. The transcript is spliced from 3 exons. Gene Ontology annotation, cellular component: nucleus. Gene Ontology annotation, molecular function: protein binding; histone H4K20 methyltransferase activity. The annotation marks the transcript as partial. The record is from RefSeq and is a predicted model, not a curated record. Lineage: Eukaryota; Fungi; Basidiomycota; Agaricomycetes; Cantharellales; Hydnaceae.